ACACAUCGAGAUAUUUCAACCUAAUUGUUGUAACAUUGGAAUUUAAAAUAGGUUCACUUUUGAUAGUUUCGCUAUUUUUCUGUUCAUUUUUAUCUUAUCGUCAAUUAAUUAUUCAUCAUUUAUUUACCUACACAAAACAGCGAAGUACUACGUAUAUUCUCGUCACAAAAUUCUUCAUUCUGUCAAAAUGAACGGUUCAGAAUGGUGUGUUCGUUUUCCGCUGCAAAAAAAUUUCAAUUUCGUGUUCGGGCUAGAAUCUAACCUCGAAAUCCAAGAUGUGAAAAUUGAAUUGGAUAACAUGAAAAGUAUCGAAGGUUACCAGUCAGAUAUACAAAUCGGUCGUUCGAAGUAUAAAUAUCGAAAUGGAAACCAGAAGUAUUCGCGAUCGGUUGUUAUAAAAAAUUAUCCAGCUUCAUUUCCAAAACCUGCUUUUACUGAGAUAACAUUUUCCAACGAGAUUUUCGUUUUCAACAAAGUGAUACCGUUUUUCAAAACGAUGGAUGAUUCUAUUUCCAACUUAUUCCCCGAAUUCUAUUGCGGUUGCUUGGACUUCAGCGAGAAGGAGGAAGGAUGCAUAAUAAUGGAGAACUUACAAGAAAAUCAUUACCGUUUGACGAAUUCGAAGGUAUUUUUAGAUAUUGAACAUUUGAUGCUAUCGAUGAAGAAAAUAGGCGAAUUUCACGCUUAUUCUUACCAAGCUAAACAGCAACGCUCAAAAGAAUUUUACUCACUGGUAGAUGGUUUAGUAGAUACGCAUUACGUUAUAACAAACGUCAUCAUAGGAUUCCUUCCUCCAAUUAUCGAAUAUUUUUUGGACGUUUUAUCUGCCGAAUCAAAAUACUACAAUGAAAAAGUACAUGAAAUUCGUCUACUUGUAGGAGACGUCGAGAAAUUUAUAGCGACAAUUUUCACCACUAGAACGGAACCGACAGCAGUGCUGUGUCAUGGAGAUUUCCUGCGGAAUAAUUUGAUGUUCAAAUACGACGAGGAAGAUGUCCCAGUUCAUGUCAAGUUCAUCGAUUUGGGUAACAUGAGGUACUGCUCUCCGGUCACAGAUUUAGGAUUGAUUUUAUACAUGAAUGCCGAUCAAACUACUAGAGAAGAAUAUUGGGAUGCGUUGAUCGAUGCGUAUUACGAUUCGAUGAAAAAUACAUUCCCCAAAAAUGACUCGAUUCCAUCGAAAGAUGAGAUUCUGCUAGAAUUUAAACAUAACGUUUUGGCGCCGUGUUUAUUACUCUCCUCGUUUCUACCUUAUAUGAUGGCUAUUGAGGAGCACAACAGAUCGCUCAGCACAGUGGAUGAAUUCUCGCAGGAAUAUGAAGACUAUAAAGAUACAUCCUUUUUUUCGUCAUCAACUGAUGUAAUUGUGAAUAACACUAUUAAACUUUUUCGACCUCACAGAACGGAAAGAGUUUUACAAAUUUUACGGGAUGUUAUAAACAGAGGGUUUAUUUAAUACUUACAAGUAAGUUCUUGUAACUAUAAGUAGGUAUGUAGAUGUACCAGUACCUACUACUUAUUUUAUAUGUAAUUAUACUUCACAUUUUUUUUUUUUUUUUUUGCAAAUGUGAUAUCGCUAAAUUUUGUUACAAAAUAUGCUUAAUUUUAAUUCAUCAUCAAUAUAGGUACUUCUCAAACAUAGUCAACCACUCAACCAGUUAGGUAGGUACAUAUUUUACGUUUACUGUGUAUACCUUUAAUGGUCUAAGUCAGUCGACGUGGAAUCUCAAAUACUAUCUUUUGGGAUACUUAGGGCCACUUACCCCAAAACAAGGGCGUACAAUUUCUCUUUUGAUGAUAACAUUGUUAUUGUCACACUCUCUUGAGAUCUAGAAUGCCAUGUGACCUCACUGUAUCGUCCAGAGUUUUGUCUGAAUAAUUGUGCCACAACUUCUGUUCUCUCAUCGCUUUCAAACUACCAUUUCAAUAAAUUAAUUGAAAAAUUGUCAGUAACAGUAACUUUAACUCAAAAUAAAGGUCUCCACUAAGCUUGUUCAGAAUUGUACGAGAUUUUUUCCCGUAAUCCACAAGUGAAAAAAGAAUUUUUAAAAGCCAAAAUAAUCCCCAAAAAAGUGUAAAUAAUAUAAUAUAAAUUUUCAAAAAUUGUGAUUGAGUGGUUGCAAUUUGAAGAAGUUUCAAUUUUCAGAAAAAGUGUAUCUACCAGCUGUAUUUCUAGGGUCUCAACAUUUUUUCAAAAAAAAAAAAAAAAAAUAGGCAGUUACAAUCCUGAAAAUAUUUUAUUGACCAUAUACAUUUAUUUUAACGAGCAUUCAUCUUUCCGCUCAUUUUCGGCGCGUUUGAAAGAAGUGUUUUUUUUUUUCAAAAUAUUUGAGGCCUGAAAAUACAUACUUUUUUUUCAAAAUUGGACCUCAAACGAGACUGUGGCAGAAAUACGACCACGAAAUGAAUUUUUCUAAAGUAAUGCCUCCGUGUUCGAUUUUUCGUCGUCUUAUACAAAUUUUUUGAGCAACACAUUAUAGAAAAUUCAAGCUCCUAUGACCCUAAUUUUUCAAGUUGUAUAACUGAAAUUCUUUACAACAUUCCUCAUAAGUUAGGUACCUACCUAGUAAAAAAUGAGCGCGAAAUUGGUGACUUUUCUGGUUUUUUCAAAAAUAAUUUUAUUAAAGCAUUUCAAUACAAAUGUAGGUAAUCCUCAAAGCAUGUUUUUAAAAAUUUUUCUCUAUGAAAGAAAAGUUGCUAAUUCGUUUUUUUUUCAAGAUUUCAAUUUUUCCCAUCAUGUAACCCUAAGAAAUAAGAACAGAAUUCUUCUUCUCUCCCCCUCUCUCCUACUCACAAGGGAGGUGCCCCAGGUGACAAGCACCGAUUUCAACGAUUCUUGCAUCAUUGGAUAGAGGACAUCGAACAUAGUCUAACCCAAAUUUUCAGCUGCUGAAGUUGAUAUUUCUGCCUUCCAGGGUGAUUUUUCGAUUUUCACAUUGCAAUUUUGAAAAAAUCGAAAAAUCGCCCUGGAAUGCUGAAAUAUCAACUUCAGCAGCUGAAAAUUUCACUAUGGGCUACAUGGGCUAGUCUCAUCAUAUGUAUUGAAAUGCCCAAAUAAUAUGAGAGGUUUCGGUAUGCGACCUCCGCCGACUAUUUUUGGCCAAUUUUUCAAAAUUGCUAUGUAAAAAUCGAAAAAUUGCUCUGAAAAAUCGAAAUAUCAACUUCAGCAGCUGAAAAUUGUAUGGUAGACUAUGUUCGAUGUCCUCUAUCCAAUGGUGCAAGAAUCAUUGAAAUCGGUGCUUGUCACCUGGGGCACCUCCCUUCUCAGUACACAGACCCCCAUUGAUCAGAUUUCAAAAGUGAAACAUGGUGCAUUCCGUGGUUAUAUUUACCUCCAUAUUGUCUUAAAGAAACGAGUCGAUCAAACGCCAGUCGAAGUCAACGACGAGCAACACAUUCAACACAAAAAUAUAUACAGAGCUCUCAAGCUAUAGAGUUACGUACAUUUACAGGAGAAAAUUUUUGCACGAUAGAACGUUUGAAAUCUUGCAGUUUCGUACGACAUCUGUCGCGUUUUUGGUCGCAUGCAAAGAGAUACGGGUCUUCUCUCUCUGUAAACGAUACAAUCUCUGCUAAAUGUAGUUUAUUCACGGUCUAUGAAUUCAACUUUUGUACGACGUAAUAUACUCUUUGUAUUUGCGGUAUAGUUUAGUUUACAAUCUCAUUAAGUGGAAACUUGGUUAAGGGAUACUCGUGUAUAAUAAAUGGUGCAUUACGCGCA
Molecule: messenger RNA, 3721 nt
Organism: Planococcus citri (citrus mealybug)
Lineage: Eukaryota; Metazoa; Arthropoda; Insecta; Hemiptera; Pseudococcidae
Exons: 1
Coding region: 188-1456 (422 amino acids)
Source: RefSeq, a predicted model, not a curated record